AUAAGCUUUGUUGCUACUUGGUAGUUUUCAGUUAGCUUCACUCAAAACAAUAAUUACAUUGUUUUAUAAAUGGUCCAACAACUGCUACGAAGUACAUAUUGUUGAUGAGAGUAAAGUUGACCGAUGUAAAAGUCAGGACAGCUAUCAGACCGGAUUAGCUUAAUAGAGUAACAGCCUUGGUGAAAGCUUUAAAUAUACAACACUUUGUUUUAACCUUGCCUUCUUUUAUGCAGACCAGCGAUGGGUUGUGUCACUGCACCAUCGGCUACCAACCUGCUAACAACGGAGAUGUGUGUGUACAGAAACUGUACGACGUCUGCAGCGUUGGAAAAACUCGUUCGCAGUAUGGAAACUGUAUGGACAGAUAUCAGUGGUCACUUUUCUGCAUGCAUCAGGUGUGUCAAUCUGCAGAGGACUACAGGGGUUAUGAUGGAGAGCUGGGCCUGUGUGUUUGCAGAGAACCUCCUGGAAGAGCUCCGUGUGGAGGCCUUUGUAGGAGAAGGCCAGCUACUGAAUUGGAGCUGCUAUGCCAGACGAAUGGAGAAAUGGAGCUUGUGUGGAGUUAUGGCAAUCAGGUGAUGGGCAUUUCAGGCGAGGUGCUGGAGAGGUUUUUUCGACGAUCAAAAUCUGAUGGGACUCUGUGCAACAACCAUAUCAGCUCCUCACAUGCUGUCUACAUUGUUCAGACAACAGAGGCAGGCUUUCUCGGCCUCCUCAGUGGCCUCCCAAAGGAGCUUCUGCGUCUGUUUACUGUUACCACAGAGAGGAAUGCGGAGCAAAACACUCAGAGCUCAGCUGAAAGACAUUUUGAUAGCCUCUGGGAGGUCACUAAAGUUGAAAAUAUCAGUCAUGAAGGAAGAGAAUUAAAUGGAAACAAGAGUGAUGUUAAAGAAGAAGUGAGAGAAACAAGGGUGACUGGAGUUUUGAACCCCACAACGUGUCUCCAGUUGGGCGACGUUUUCCUGUUCACCGUUGACACACGUCACUUUCCUGAGUAUGAUCUUGCAAAUUUGUACAACACAAACAGAGAUUUUGACUGGGGGACUCUCAGACGGCUUAAAGAAGAGCUGACUCUUUCCUGGACCCCUCCAAACUUCUUUGUGUUGGUCUUCAGCCAGCCUGGAGUAUACGUUUUUACACUGAGCAGCCAACACCACAAACAUAUGUAUGUGCGGGUGAUGCCAUCAGGCGGUCAGUGUUAUGAGCCAGGCCCCUUCUUCCCCACCAUCCCUCGUCAUGUGACCAGGCUGGGAAUCAGUAGGAGACGCAACCUGUUACUAAGGCCAGAUUGGCUGGUGACCGGAGGACUGCUUUUUGGAGCUGUGGUCAUCCUCAGUCUAUGUAUUACACUACUGAUCCUUUUUCGUGAAUAUGGAUGGCCUGAGAAGAAGCCAACCAAAGCGCGGUACCGUUUGUUGCAUUUGUCCUACAACAUGGACGACUACUCAUCAAAAGGCUCAAGAGUGAUCUCACUCAGGAAGAUUCACAGAAACCAUCAAGCUAGAAUGACACAGGACUCCAUUCAGCCAGGAUCUUCUGAGGAGUUCUGGGAUUACGAACACCAGGUGGAUCUGGAGGCUUUCAGCAGCAACACCUUCUACAGCCUCCUGCUCAAACAGAGUCUGUCUGUCACCACACGACUGACACAGCUCACCACUGAGGUAAAGCAGCUAUACCAGGGAGUGCUUGGGAAACUGCAGGUACUCCACCCACGCUUGAUCACUGAGGAGAGCAUCGGGGAGGGCUAUGAGAGGAUGAGGAGGGAGGUGGAGAGGGAGGUUUUGCGGCGGAAGACUCUGGCCUCACAGCUGAGGACUCUGCUCGACAGUCAGCUGCAGGUUCUUGGGCGAGAGCAGCAGGCCCAGCAGAGGGUCCACAGUGUGAUCACAGCUCAGCUCAGAGAGUGCAUUAGACUACUGUCCAAGGUGUAUAGCAACAACCACCAGCAAAAUUUGAUACAGAGGCUGACAUCCUUGGUGGAGGAGAUGGGAGAGCUGGUGUCAGCAGAGUGCCAGCGUCAGGGGGCCUGGGGGUUUCUGGGUGAGGGUACAGGGGCCAAGCUGCUCUGCCCUGACACUGGAACUGUGCUGACCAAGGACCACAUCUUUGGUCCUGAUGGUUCUCUGCGUGUCUGCCGAGCAGUUCAUUGUGAUUCAGUCACAGGCCUCAUAUGGCCAAAUGCUCACAGCCAUAUGCUGCUGAGCAGUGGCCACACCAUGGCGGUACCACCUGAUUUCUUCCUCCACCCACAGACGGGCAGAGUUAUGCCCAUAGCCGGCAAUGUGUCCUACGAUCCUGCAAGCUCAACUUUAGUCUUCACAACUGACUCAUGUUCAGAAGAUAACAGGAAGUUGGAUAGUCCCCUUCUACCUUUCAUCCCUUACCCAACAUCCUGCCACUCAGACCGACCUCUGCCAAGCGCUCGGCUCAGAGGCCUCAAGCCAGGCCAGAGACUGCAGCUGGGAUUUCCCAUGGCAGACCCAGACACAGGAGUCCCAGUGCCCAUUCUCGCUGUAACCAUCCACCCCCAGUCAGGACUAGUUUACCCACUGGGAGGGUUGCAUGUCUGUCCCCUCACCCGCCUGCCGCAGCCCAUACAGAUUGGCUGUCCCAUGCUGGACUCCAGGACGGGGGACGUGGUGCUCACUGUUGGGGUCAGUCUCGAUCCAGUUACAGGAGCCGUGCUGCCAGUAGGUGGUAUUCUGCUGGCCGAGUCCUUCAUCGAACCUCUGAGUGGGCGGAUGGUCAGAGUAGGAGGGGCCAACAUACGGGCUAGGCAACUGCUGCCUAACGGAGGAGGAUACCAGGCCCUUCUAGACAGCAAGGUUCUGGCAGUGAUGUUCAAAGUAUUGGAGAUCCUGAAACCACUAACUGAGGAGUGGGGAUCAGACCAGACUUUGCAGCGGCAUCAGAGCAGUGGGAGAGGGAUCAGUCCUCACGAUCAUCUUCUCACAGCAGCCAAUGAGCUUCAGCAGGCCUGGGGAAGGAGCCUGUACUUCCAACUGCAGCUGCAGACCAGACUCUGUUUCAUGCUGGAUUGGACUGCGAGUCUCCAGCAGAAUGGAGGGAGUCUUGCCUUUAAAAGGUUUCAUGAGGAGGAUGACAUUUUCCGACCUUAA
Messenger RNA from Eleginops maclovinus (Patagonian blennie), 3119 nucleotides. RefSeq lists its product as uncharacterized. Bases 228 to 3119 code for a protein of 963 amino acids. The transcript has 17 exons. NCBI's taxonomy places the organism in Eukaryota, Metazoa, Chordata, Actinopteri, Perciformes, Eleginopidae. The record is from RefSeq and is a predicted model, not a curated record.